Truncatella angustata is the source of this 2466-nucleotide messenger RNA. RefSeq lists its product as uncharacterized. The coding region runs from base 1 to 2466 and encodes 821 amino acids. NCBI's taxonomy places the organism in Eukaryota, Fungi, Ascomycota, Sordariomycetes, Amphisphaeriales, Sporocadaceae. The record is from RefSeq and is a predicted model, not a curated record. The transcript has a single exon.
AUGCCUUUCUUUGAGGAGGAUCUGGACCGGACCGAGUCCGCCGAAAGGACGGAAAUGCCGCCACCGCCUGGGUUUCACAAACCACAGCAACUUUCAAUUUCCAGCCGAAACGCCGCAAGAAGACUCUCGGAUGAAAGCAUAAGAACGGAACUAUGUGAAGGCCCAACGUUCGAGCACCCUAGACUGGAGGACCCCGAACAUGAAGCAUACAGCACAUGCUCCGACAGAACAGAACUGAUUGAGAGACUGAAGCGCGGCGAGAGUCCGACUUGGGUGCCCAAUAGACUUGCUAACCAACAACCACCGCCUCAACCCAACAGGAGACUUGUCGACGACCAGCUAGAGUCAAUCUGGACCCAGCGACCUGCAGCACCCUCUCCAAAUCCCAAGCCCUCGGAUGGCUCGCCUGGCCUUCUGCCUGCGCCGACCGUCACGCCCGAAAAACGAGACGCGGAAUCCGAAGACGAGAGAAGACUACGAGAAGGCUUGAACAUUGAGAGACCUCGAUCGGCCCUCCAUAGCGGUGACUUUACACAGGCGGACUCGCCGAGAGGAAGAAGGACGACAGAAGGCAGGAGGAGCAACCAUGAUCGGGAUGAGGGUUUCCGGAAACCAAGCAGUCAACCAUGGCUUGCGACGUCGCCUCCACGGGAUUUCGCACCUUUUCAGUUCGAGAAGAGGCAGGCCACCGUAGAAACGACAGAUGCGCACCGUCCUGGUAUCUCAUCUCUCUCGUCGUCUUUAUCUUCGACGAGCUUCGUAUAUCAGCCACCCACAAGCCCGCUUGUUCAGUCAGAAAGCCAUGAGGAUCUCGAUCUUCCUAUGGACGGUAUCAACCUCAGCUCGAGCAUCACCAGGAGUUCCCGUCGGCACACGCUGAUGUCCAGUUAUUCAGGCUCGCAUAGUUCCUAUUCUCCGAACCUGAUGCCCGUGCGAGCACCCUUUCUUCGACAGGAGAGAACAUAUCCAUACCAGGCACAUCAGCCCCGAAGAUCACUCACAUCCACGCCCAACGUCGCUCUCACAGGCACUUCGCCACAAACACCAGCGUACCUCCGGUCACGGCGCCCUUCGUAUAGCUCAGAAUCGUCGCCAGUGCAACAUGCCUCCAUGGUUGGCUCCUACGAAGAAAGUAUUCUUCGAGGACGCAUGUCCACAACACCUUCUAAGCCGUUGGACUUUGUCGCCCAAAUAGGGGUUCUGGGUAUAGGAAAGUGCAAACCAAGUCUCCGAUGCCCUGCCCAUGUAACGCUGCCAUUCCCUGCGGUGUUCUACAGCUACGCUAUUUCCUCCGUUAGCCGGUCGAAAAGCGAGGAUGGCCCCAGUCCUUAUGUUGGCCAGAUUGAUCUGGAAAACGGCUUGCCAAACCAAGAAGAGGAAGCUCGAUCAAAACGCAAGAACCAUACUCGAGCCCAAGAGCGAAAAUCAACAGAGGAUCUCCCAGAGGAUGGGGAUCUGCUCGCAGAACGAGUUGCCAGAGACGCUCGUAGGUCACAGAAACAAAAAAGGAGGUCGGGGUCGCCAAGGGCUCCUCCCGGCGGAAGCUAUCGUAUCCCAGAAAAGGGACAAAUACAGAUCAUCAUUAAGAAUCCCAACAAAACGGCCGUGAAGCUUUUCCUGGUUCCUUAUGACCUUGCCGGAAUGGAGCCAGGAACGAAGACCUUUGUACGGCAGCGUAGCUACUCGGCUGGCCCGAUUAUUGAUAAUUUACCCGAACUCAAGGACUCGAAAGCUGCUGACCGACCGACACUACGCUACCUGAUACAUUUGCACAUAUGUUGCCCUUCGCGUGGUCGGUACUACUUGUACAAGAGUAUCCGCGUAGUGUUUGCGAAUCGUGUACCAGACGGGAAAGAAAGACUACAGAAUGAAAUAACAUUACCUGACCCCAGGUACACUGCGUAUAAGCUGAUUAGAGUAAUGCAUCCGCCUAUGGGCGUAGGAAGCGGUCCUGGAGCAAGCUUGGCUGCAGAAAAGGCCUUCAGGCGACGGAGCUCAGGAUUUUACUUUGGUGCCUCCAGUCAAGCUUUCGAUGCUCCUCCUGAUGGCCUUGUGCCAGAAUCGACCGCGCCUCGACAGUAUUUAUCCCUUAGUUUCGGGGGUGGCAACGACCCUGUCGAUGUUAUGCCCUUCCGUUUCCCCCAGAGGCAGCAGAUAAGUGAUGGUCAAACUGAUCUGAGCAUUGUCACUGGGAAUAGUCAGAUGGAUGUUUGGUCGACUGGUUCCUCGCAGCUGAGUCGCCCUACAACUCAGGACUCGAACAAUAUUUCAGGUCUUGGCGGGUCGGUCGGUCAACUUGAUAGAUAUGACAAGUUAAGCAAGGGUGAUGUUGGUUACGGGGGAAAUCCCUUUUCGAACUUGAUCAAUGGGAAUCCAGGCACAGCGGAAAGCCUUCUAUCCCAAAGACUAAGGACACUCGGCGUUGAGGGUCAAAUGUUGCAAGAUUCAAACGACAUGGAACAAUAG